Messenger RNA from Manihot esculenta (cassava), 1822 nucleotides. RefSeq names its product protein DETOXIFICATION 33. Gene Ontology annotation, biological process: xenobiotic detoxification by transmembrane export across the plasma membrane. The record is from RefSeq and is a predicted model, not a curated record. Gene Ontology annotation, cellular component: membrane. Gene Ontology annotation, molecular function: xenobiotic transmembrane transporter activity; antiporter activity. The transcript is spliced from 9 exons. Bases 178 to 1635 code for a protein of 485 amino acids. NCBI's taxonomy places the organism in Eukaryota, Viridiplantae, Streptophyta, Magnoliopsida, Malpighiales, Euphorbiaceae.
AUUAUCUAGUAAAUUUACCUUAUUUUUGUGUUUAUCACAUUUUUAGAUAGAAAAAAGUUUUAAAUGAUCAGAUUGAUUAACUUAAAUUAAAUAGUGGCUGCAGGUGGAGACCAUAUCUGUUAUGUUGUAAAGAUUCAUAGCGGCAUACGAGGAGCUACAGCAAGCUAGCACUCAUUUAUGGCUAUAGAUGCUCCUCUUCUCGACGGCUAUGCCAAAAGUGAUCAUCAAGAAAACAAGUAUAUCAGCGUCGUUAGAGAUUUUAAUGAAGAGUCCAAGCGGCUAUGGAAGCUAGCAGGACCAGCGAUAUUCACUGCCAUUUGUCAGUACUCGCUGGGUGCACUCACUCAGACCUUUGCCGGUCUCGUGGGCGAGCUUGAGCUCGCUGCUGUUUCCGUUGAGAACUCGGUUAUUGCUGGCCUCGCCUUCGGUGUCAUGCUGGGAAUGGGCAGUGCAUUGGAGACGCUUUGCGGGCAAGCCUACGGUGCGGGGCAGCUGAGAAUGUUGGGUAUAUAUAUGCAGAGAUCAUGGGUGAUUCUGUUGACCACUGCCUGCUUAUUGGUUCCAAUUUAUGUUUGGUCUCCACCCAUUCUGGAACUCAUUGGACAGACUACUCAGAUAUCUACUGCUGCAGGCAAAUUUGCUCUAUGGAUGCUUCCGCAAUUAUUCGCAUAUGCAAUGAAUUUUCCAAUACAGAAGUUUUUGCAAUCACAGAGGAAAGUGUUUGUAAUGGCUUGGAUAUCCGCUGUGGUACUGCUGUUGCAUGCAUUUUUCAGCUGGUUGCUAAUACUGAAGCUUGGCUGGGGCUUAACAGGAGCAGCAAUCACCCUCAACACUUCUUGGUGGAUCAUAGUUAUUGCCCAAUUGCUGUACAUUUUCAUUACCAAGUCUGAUGGGGCUUGGUCUGGAUUCUCAUGGCUUGCAUUUUCAGACUUGUGGGGUUUUGUCAAGCUUUCUUUGGCAUCUGCUGUUAUGUUAUGCUUGGAGUUUUGGUACUUGAUGGUACUGGUGGUGAUAACUGGUCGUUUGCCUAAUCCCCUUGUACCAGUUGAUGCCAUUUCUAUAUGCAUGAACAUACAGGGAUGGAAUGCAAUGAUCGCAAUCGGUUUCAACGCUGCCAUAAGUGUGAGAGUAUCAAAUGAACUUGGAGCUGGGAAUGCUCGGCUUGCAAAAUACUCAGUGAUAGUUGUUUCAGUGACAUCCAUCGCAAUAGGGGUUAUUUGCAUGGCUGUGGUUUUUGCAACAAGAGACUAUUUCCCCUACCUCUUCACUACGAGCGAGGCCGUUGCUAAAGAAACUACUAGACUUUCAAUCUUGCUAGGAAUUACCGUGCUUCUGAACAGCCUUCAGCCUGUCUUAUCUGGUGUUGCUGUUGGAGCUGGAUGGCAAUCUCUUGUUGCAUAUAUCAACAUUGGUUGUUACUACAUUGUUGGAUUACCGGCAGGCAUACUCUUAGGAUUCACAUUUAGUUUUGGUGUCAUGGGUAUUUGGUCAGGGAUGGCAGGAGGAAUUCUGUUGCAGACCAUAAUACUGAUUAUAGUCACUUCAAUAACCAACUGGCAAAAAGAAGCUGAAGAAGCUGAAAGCCGUGUUAGGAAAUGGGGAGGAUCAAUUGCAGAGGAUCGAUCUGAAUGGUGAGAAGUGUUCCAAGCAUAGAAGAAUGACACCGUUGCUUUUGCAGUGCAGAGACAGACAGCGAGACAUAAUCAUCUGAGACAUGUUAGGCCUGAGAAGUGAUUGUAGCAAAUGUCUUCUUUCCUACAAUGUGAACUAAUUCAUUUAUGAAAAAUGAAAGAUAAAAAUAAAAAAUUCACCUUUUGAGCUA